Bufo bufo (common toad) is the source of this 2860-nucleotide messenger RNA. RefSeq names its product IgLON family member 5 (gene IGLON5). NCBI's taxonomy places the organism in Eukaryota, Metazoa, Chordata, Amphibia, Anura, Bufonidae. The coding region runs from base 115 to 1122 and encodes 335 amino acids. The transcript has 8 exons. The record is from RefSeq and is a predicted model, not a curated record. Gene Ontology annotation, cellular component: neuron projection.
CCGGGAGGGAGGGGGGAAGAGGGUUAACGAGGAGAGAGAGAAGAGAAAGAAGAAGACGAAAAGAGGUUGAAAACAGAAGACGGACAGGCACCGAGAGCAGAGAAGGACUAAAAAAUGAAGACGCCACUUCAGAGGGUGAUCCUGGCCGGCGCGGUGGUCGCCGUGAUGCUGACACAAGUUCUCCUGGUUGAAUGCUCGGAGUUUGUCCCUCCAGAUGGUAAUUACACAGCCUGUCAAGGGGAUAACGUCACUCUCAGUUGUUCCAUUGACGACCAAGUGACGCGAGUGGCCUGGCUCAACCGGUCCAACAUCCUGUAUGCGGGCAAUGACAAAUGGUCCAUAGACCCUCGUGUCCAACUCCUGAACUACAACAAGUCUGAAUUCAGCAUUGUGAUUACCCAACUGGAUGUGGCAGAUGAAGGUUUAUAUACCUGCUCCUACCAGACCCAGGAUAAGCCCCAUACUACACAGGCCUUUCUCAUAGUACAAGUUCCGGCCAGAAUCGUGAACAUCUCCGCCAGCAUCACCGUCAACGAGGGAAGUAACGUCAACCUCAUGUGUCUGGCGGUGGGAAAACCGGAACCGACCGUGACCUGGAAGCAGCUGAGAGAAGGGUUUUCCAGCGAGGGCGAACUCUUGGAGAUUACAGAAAUCAACCGACAGCAGGCGGGAGAGUACGAGUGCAUCACAUCCAAUGGAGUGUCCAUGCCCGACAGCAAGAAAGUGAUGAUCACGGUCAACUACCCCCCAUUCAUCACCGAUGUUAAGAACGCUCAGUCUCCCGUCGGGAAGCCAGCCGUGCUUCGCUGCCAAGCGUUAGCCGAACCCGUGGCAGAGUUUGAAUGGUAUAAAGAUGAUAAGCGACUGAAUGCAGUAAUGGAAGGUAUGAAGAUCCAGAACGAGAGGACUUGGUCCGUGCUUCUGUUUUCAAAUGUCACCUCCAGGCAUUACGGGAAUUACACAUGCCUGGCAUCCAAUAAACUCGGCUCAUAUAAUUCCAGCGUGCGACUACUCAAACCCGGUUCGGCCCCCAACCACAGCGUGAUGUACACGGUAUCGCCUCUCCUCCUCGCCCUCGUGUCUUUCACGUUAGUCCUCCAUCUUACGUACAAUCUAAACUAGAGAAGAAGAAGAAGAAAAAUAAAUAAAUUCUGGAAAUUAUUCUCGAGACGGGCCGUGAAAGAAUAUUAAACAAAAACAACAAAACAAAAAUUUACAUUGCGACAAAAUACAAAAACAUUUAAAAAAAACAACAAAACACAAAAAUUUUCAUUUUUUUUUUUUUUCUAGAUGGAAUCCAACACUGUGAGGGAACAAAUUAUGCAUUUAAAAAAAUAAAAAUAAAAAACAAGGUGUCAUUGACUUUCUGCACCAGGAAAGAGAGCGGUGGAUUUUACCAGUGACUUCAAAAUACCUUUGAGUGGGUCAAUAAAAAAAAUUAAAAAAAUUGGAAAAAGGAGGCUUCCCCCCCCCCCACCAAGAGCGAGAAGACUGAAGAUUGCCGAUCGAGAUGAACCUCAUUAGUGUUUUAGAAGACGUUUUAAAUUUACAAUUUUGCCCCUUGCGGCACUGAAGAGACUGCAACCAUCUUCAGCUCUGGGAGGGCAGAAGUCUUAAGUGUAGUUGCCCAAUGUACCUCAUUCCUGGUCAUGAAUGGAUCUUCUCCAGCCACCCGAGUCCAUGUCCCUUGCCUGACCUUGUGUUGCCAUCGCCGUGUACAUGACCCUCCCAACCCCUCACCAAACCAACGCCAAUUCUUCCAGUGGAGUACGUGUGGAAUUUAUACCCUAUUUUAGCCACCGCGGUGGACAUCUCAACCCAAGAGAACAUGAAAGUACAGUAGAUGUCCUACUGGAUAAGGGUCUUCUCCAUUAUUUCCAGGAAGACCCUCCGCAGCUUCGCACUACAACAAGUUGGAUCAAAUUAAGACUUAGCGGAUGAUCCUCCAAAACGCGUGGACAUGACUAGAGCAAACGGAUCCCCCGUUAGACCAUGGAGAACCACAACCAUUGGUUGGGUGAUGGUGUCCCACCAUAUCAGGGACAGCAGGGAGAGUAUGCAACUAGGAACUAAACUAGGAAAACCUUGAGAUACGUAAAGGGGCAACGCACAGUCCCUUCUAGUUCCAUAUGCCUGUCAUUCAUCACCGGUGUCUGUGACAUUCUUGUGGGUAUUAUACAGACCCUACGCCCCCUUUUAUAGACGAAAAAAGAAGGGGAUCAAAGGGCCUUGAGUAUUGUCUGACUGUUAGCUGUCUGUCUGCAUGGUCCUAUCACUGAUUGCAAGCCCCCGGGCCCACCCUUACUCCCCACCGCGUUAUGCUGACAUUGGAAUGGACUCAACCUGUUAAUGUUCGUACUUUGCACUGUGUGGAGAUCGAAGGGGCUUAGGAUAGCAAAAUGAUCAAGCUUCUGUUGUCCAUUAUUUUUUUUGUGUAAUUCCCUGCCGAAAAUGUUCAAAAAAAAAAAAAAAAAAAAGUAGGUGGUUCCCCUCACACCCCUAAAUUCUUAAAAAAUGUGGGCCUGCCCCGAGCGUGUCUUUGUCCCGGCGUCUGUUCGUCCCAUUCACCUCUUCUUCAUUACUGAUACAAAGGAGGCCGAUGAGCUACACAGCGGCCCCAAGAGCUUCCAAGGUGUGCGUCUGAGCAAUGCAUUCGGGGAUUUCACCUUCUAUGUUCCUGCGUGCGUGGGGGAGGGGCGUCUUAUGGCUCAUCGUUGGAAAUUCUAGGCAUAUUUUUAUUUUUAUUUUUUUCAUUUAGCUGGAAUAUUUUAUUUUUUUUGCAAAAUGAUACAAAAAAAGUACUUGUGAAUAUCGGCAACAAAUGUAUAAAGUGUUAUAAUAUAACAGAGAGAAAACUCUA